AUGGAUAGCGACGAUCUCGGAUUUCUCGACAUUGAUCAGAUUUUCGCGGAUCAGAUUUUGACUGAUGAUUUUUUGACAGAAUACAGCGGCGGGGGCUCUCCAAGCUCCGGCUCUUCCGAUGAUGGAAUUUUCGGGUGCACGGACAGUCUUUCUCCCGGACUGUCGAGUUCCAACUCAACUUCUCCGACUUAUACCGCCUCUACGGGAUCAGAAGGCGCUUCUCCACGAGACCCCGUCUAUUCGGUGUAUCCUUCCGGCUCUCAAAGUAACAAUCUCUUCCCGCUAGGCUCUGACAGUGCCUAUUCAAAUGAAUCCCUUGGAUCGCAGUUUGUUCAAAGCGCCAACGAAUGUGCUCAGCAAAUACAGCAUCAAUCGGCAAUGAGUUACAGUCAGCCACAAACUAGACCUCCAGUCUCCCGGCGAUCAGCGCCGCCAUAUUCAGUCAAACAAGUUCCAGUGGCGCAACAGAACAAUGGAAUUGAAGAGUUGCCAAUGAAAAAGGCGCGAACGCCGCUUCGUGAACAGCGGAUACACGCCACGGAAUCGGUUCAAAUUAUCAAGGUGGAACCCGACUGUGAAAUCGUCGAUCAAAAGUCAACGCGUCUUCCGAUGGUCACUCAGAGCAACAGUGUCCUGCUCAAAGUAGAGCCAACUGAGUUCGUGGCGAAGCCGGCUCAGUCCCUCUCGCCGCCCCAGAUCAAAAUCCCUGAUAUUUUAACCCAAGCUUGUCAUUCUAUCGGAAUGGAUUCAAAGGGACAAUUUUACCGAAGAUCCGAAGCGCAAAAGAAAGCUGAAGAACGAAAAAUUAAAAAUAGGCAUUCUGCCAGUGUUAGUCGGGAGCGAAAAAAGCGCCAUCUGGAAGAGACAGAAACGCGAAACAAAAUCCUCAUCAAGGAAAAUGAACAGCUGAAGAAAAUCAACAAAGAACUCAUGGAGAAAAUUCGACUUCUUCAAGCUCAAAUCGGGACUACAAACAAUAGUCCGCCUAAAAGAAAGCGAAUCAUGGCCUCCACAGCCUGUUUGUCCAUCGUUUUUGGCUUGGUCUUCAUGACCAUGCCGUAUGCUCCGGAAAGUAGUGGAAAUAUCUCUCCAGUUGGAGGAAUGGAAAACGUUCAUCGAGGAAGGAGACUUUUCGAGACGAACGAAGUCGCGAAUGAGUCGCAAUUCUGGCUCGAUGAUCUUGUCAGUGACCUGCGUGAAAAUCACGCGUUCAACGAACUGAUGUACCGCGCGCACUUUGGCUCGGCGGACGUGAAAAAGCUCGUGCAGCGAAAAUUGUACGAAGAGUUCAAAAUUUCCAUCUCGCCGCGGCGCAUGAGCCCCAGUCGAUUCAGGGGCAAACUGGCAAUUGACUCCAGAACGGCGCUGAAGAAAAGUUCAAAAUCCAGCUCUCAGAUGUGCCCGAACGCGGCCUCGGCCCAGAACUUGAACGAAAUCCACAAAUCAUUCAAGCUGUGGCGCACCGAGAGCGAGGAUAUAAAUAACAUCGGCGAAUACAACUCGACGGAGACGGGGCUUGUUCGAAUCGCGCCAAGCAAAUUUUGGACACACGCGGAACUGAUGGAGUCUCUUUCUCAAAUAGCCUUCCGCAACGAUACUUAUUACGUUUUGUCCAACUCUCCCCUGCCAAUUCUCGCUCCUGUUCAGAUGGACAAUAAGCUUUCGCCCAGAAUGACGUUUGUGAUUCCGGCGGAAAACACGACUUUAGUCGACGACCACAUCGAAAUGCACGAAAUCGUGUGCAAUGUAGUCGAGACCAAGAAUCUGGUCCUUUAUCGAGGAGCCGUCGUCAGCGUGGAACAAGAAGACGACGACACUCGCAUCGAAAUCGAAGUGUAA
Molecule: messenger RNA, 1839 nt
Organism: Oikopleura dioica
Lineage: Eukaryota; Metazoa; Chordata; Appendicularia; Copelata; Oikopleuridae
Source: the annotation of a GenBank genome assembly